CUGCUUUCAAGAGGAGAGUUCAUUCCUCUGCAGCACAUCAUCCUCAGGCGCCCUCUUCUCCGCCUGCUUGCCUUCGAAUCUUGGUGCAGGUAUAUCCCCUGUCUAACCGCUACUGCGCUUUAUCGCCUCGCAGCCUCCUCUCGCCCCUCUUUCUUCGCCUUCUAUCCACAGAGAAGCGCAACAUGGGUGCCGCCGACUCGAAGCUGGCAUUCAAAAAGGGUGUCUUUCGACUCUUUGAAGAACGGAGCAUUCCUUCUGCCGCAGACGACUAUUGGGAGCAGUUUUGGACCCUGCCCGAGUGUGCAGACGAUGUCUUCCUGCUAGUGGGCUCGCAAGAUAUUCGACGUGUGCGCGACGAGGCGCGUGAGAAUCUGGAGUGUCUUAUUGAAAAGAUCCUCGGCCAUCUAUUUUGGCUUUGCGAAUCUCCCGAGUUCCUGACGCCUCAGGCACAUGCUCUCCAAGUGCUCAAUUGCGUGCGUGUCCUGACGCGUAUAUUCCCCUUUGUCUUUGAAUCAGAUGAUUUUAUGGACUGGGAGGAACGCUACUUCUGGACUUCGCGCACCGUUAAAAGGAAGCACCCCAGCUCUAUUGAACAACUGGCCGCUCCUUCUAAUAGGCCCACAACGGAGUCGGAAGUUAGACUUACUUCACCAUCCAGUGAGUCAGAAUACCACCGCUCACAUCCUCUACCAAAGAUAGAAUUCCUAGAGCUCGAGGAGGAACCGUUACCAUCACAUGGGCAGCGCUUAAUCAAGGUGCUACUGGAUCUGCUAUUUACAUCUGGGUUCACACUUCCUACCGCCCUGGAGACUAAAAGCCGAGUGAGCUAUGUCAUUUGGGAGACUGGUGUGGGUUCAUCAAAGCCGAUCGGUACUUCAAAGGAGCUGGACGACAACAGGACGGAGAUUUUACGGCUACUUCUUGUCCUGUUCUCCAGGUCCAUGUACAUUUCCCCCAUAGCCAUCACAUCUACAGAAAACCGCUGGAUCGAUACUGUCAUGACUGGAUCAGACCGUCAAACUACGUUGGCGAUACUCUGCAGUUUAAUCAAUUCGGCACUCAAGUACAAUCCAUCGGGAUGGGGCCUACCCUACAACCAUGUUAUGUUCAGCGACCAGAGAGAGCUCUUGGUAAUGCUAUCUCUGCAAGUUAUCGUCGUGCUACUCGACUACCAAGUCAUCGAACGGCCACACAAUUCGUCCGGUAUCCCACCAGGAGUCUGUAUUGACGACCAGAAAAGAUCGGACGCAGGGCAGUGGUCAGGAGACCCAACAGAUUCGGCAGGGCCUUUGGAGUUUACAUCUUCAGCGACAUCGUUGCCACCUGCAAACAAGAAUCAAUUUCAAUACUACCUCUCGCGUUUGCACCGGGAUCAGGACUUUAUGUUUUUGACCGAUGGCAUGUAUCGUAUUCUGAGCAACCCAAUGGCAGCCAGCAGUACGUAUUUGCCAGGAUCUACAAAGCAAGUCAAAUGCCAUCAGGAGACUUUGAUGCUCUGUUGGAAGACCCUUGAAUUGAACAAGCGUUUCCGCAACUAUCUUUUGGAAACCAAUAGAGUACUCGAUAUCGUGGUGAUCCUGCUAUAUUUCUCGCUCGAAUACAAGCAAGAAACAUCGCAUAUUGGUCUUGUCAGGAUGUGCGCUUGCAUAUUGCAAACAUUAUCUAAAGACAAAGCGUUGGGCAAGUGCUUGAACAAGCCGUUCGAUGGACACGCCUCCUUGCCCGCCAACGUCAGGAUACCGAACUUCCAUGGGACUUAUGGAGACUAUCUCAUCUGUUCUGUACACCACUUAAUUGCCACAACAAAGCGGACUCUCAGAUCCCUCUACCCUGCAUUGAUCUCGACCCUCUCCAACGUGUCUCCUUAUAUCAAAAACCUUUCGCCCCUUGCCUCAUGCCGGCUUAUACAGCUCACCACAUCCUUUGCUUCUCCGUCAUUCUUGCUCACAGAGGAAUCCAACCAUGAGCUGUUGGGCAUUUUGUUGGAUACUCUCUGCAGUAUUCUUUAUUAUCAAGCACCUGAAAACGCACAUCUAAUUUACGCCUUGGUUCAGUAUGAGCCCAAGAUCCAGACUAUGGCUCAGUUCACUUUGAAGCGUGGGCUGGGUGACAUUCAUAAGCUCCGCUAUCAAAGAGCAGAGUCGUUUAAUUCAUUGCGGUCCGCAAGCGAGAGCAGCGUUCCCAAAGCUGCAGAUGGCCGCCCUCGUCGACCCACGACUUCAAGGCAACAGUCCUACCACGGAGAAUCAUCACAAAAUCACUCGAGGAGACCUCAUCUGCCCAGACGUGGGAGCUCGACAAUACUGGAAAUAUCUCCAAUCGGAACAUCUUCACUCUCUAAACCAGCAGUCUCAUCGUGCUCAACGUCCUCAUCUUCAGUCUCAUUUUCUAGACAAGCGAAAGAUUUUCAAGCAGAGGAGAGGCCUAUGGUACUACCUGUGCUAAUGCGGCCUGACAGCUCUGACUCGAUUUUGAUAACCCCCAGUGAUGGUGGAGGGCAUGAUGGCGAUGUAGAGGACGAAGGAGGCCCCUCAACCGUACCCAAAAGUCUCAAAGAGCGACCGGUCUAUGCAAUGUCAGAAAAGGCCCGGGGAAAAUUGCCAGAAAAAGGUCAUCAGAACCAAUCUUCACUUCUGGCACGGGAAGAGUCAAGCUGUGAACUUGAGCGGGAUGAACUGGAAAAUGGAGAAACGAAACGCUCAGCCCUCCAUUUAAAAUCUGCAGCGUCAAACCGGAAGCCACCUCUCUUAUCUCGAGCCUCUAAUCAUCGCCAGGAACAAUCUACGACAGUCUAUGAUGUUGGCCAAAACGGGUUUGUUCCCACAGAAGAAUGGGUCCAGAGUUGGAUGAAAACACUACGCUUUGAGCCUCUGCUAGUCAUGUUGCGGUGUGCUAUCCCCGAGAUCGAGUCGAUCCAUGCGAUAAAUGACAACCAGGUGCUCGAAUACAUCCGGAUCAACGUUGUCCCCAAGCUCCAGCAAAGUCUGCCCGAAUCUGGUCGCCCGCCGAUCAUCAUUCGCAAGUUUGUGUGGGGUGAACUUGCGACCUGGUUCCAGGGGUUGCUUUGGAGUCAGAUUUAUAUUGGAGGCGGUGGUCGUCUUGGACGUCAGGGCAUGGGAGCAUGGUAUGAGACCGGGGUCAAGCUGUUCUCUAUCAAGACUGUAACUCCAUCUGCCAGUGCGGCUACUAUAGUAUCGGACAACGUGGCUUCUGUCGCUGCGGCUGCAAUUCGCGUGGCUGGAUCAACUUUUACAGCCACUUCCUCACCCACCGCUAGAAUUUUGUCUCGCGACCACGGCUCGUCCUCAGAAGCAUCCUCAGGAACGCCUACGGCGGGUUCUUCAAGGGCUAGGUCUGUGAACCAGGACAGCUCGACGACAAACCUAGGAACAGAGGUCUCCAGACCACCACUAUCAACCUCUACAUCGGCCAGUGCUGUUGCGGCAACUAAUGCUGUAGUCCCGAAUAGUCUGUCAGUAUCACAAGAGUAGAAAGUCAAAUGCACGAUUAAUGACGCUCAGCAUAAAAAAUCACCAAAAAAACGCGA
Messenger RNA from Gamsiella multidivaricata, 3547 nucleotides. RefSeq names its product high-temperature-induced dauer-formation protein-domain-containing protein. The record is from RefSeq and is a predicted model, not a curated record. NCBI's taxonomy places the organism in Eukaryota, Fungi, Mortierellomycota, Mortierellomycetes, Mortierellales, Mortierellaceae. The coding region runs from base 183 to 3491 and encodes 1102 amino acids. The transcript has 12 exons. Gene Ontology annotation, cellular component: membrane; Golgi trans cisterna; Golgi medial cisterna.